Loa loa (African eye worm) is the source of this 510-nucleotide messenger RNA. RefSeq lists its product as hypothetical. Bases 1 to 510 code for a protein of 169 amino acids. Gene Ontology annotation, cellular component: cytoplasm. The transcript is spliced from 4 exons. Lineage: Eukaryota; Metazoa; Nematoda; Chromadorea; Rhabditida; Onchocercidae. The record is from RefSeq and is a predicted model, not a curated record.
AUGACCAAAUCAGAUGAGCUUUCAUCUACUACAGUGGAGAAAGUUCCAUAUGAAACGACAGAAUAUACUAAUGAUCCUUCAUUCGAAAUUGCUUGGGCUGUUAAGGCUGCUGAAAGGGCGAAUAUUCAUAUGAGCCUGCUGCUCACUUGCAACACCACAGAGUUAACGAUGCAUAAGAAAUUCAAUAUCAUCUAUGAUAAGUUUCGAGAGUUCUUCCCAAAAAUGAAUGUUGAGAAGAUAACAGAAAUAGAAUUAAAGGGUGAAAAUAAGCGGCAGUGGUUUACAUUUUGCGAAUACUUUAAAGAAGAAAUAGGAGAUUAUAAUCUUGCAACAAUCAUGAGGAUACGAGCUGAUGGUGCUUACAGCGAAUCAAAUACAAUUGUUGUUCCAAAGAUAAUUUUUCUGGCUGUGGAAAUUGCACGGAACAAGGAAGGCUUGAAUGAAAGCUGUAAGGAAAGUUUCAAAAUGGAACAUGAAAGAAUCAGACGUGAAGGAGGAAAUAUUUGUUAG